Molecule: messenger RNA, 657 nt
Organism: Penicillium angulare
Lineage: Eukaryota; Fungi; Ascomycota; Eurotiomycetes; Eurotiales; Aspergillaceae
Product: putative DnaJ chaperone (Caj1)
Exons: 4
Coding region: 1-657 (218 amino acids)
Source: RefSeq, a predicted model, not a curated record
AUGUCGAAGACUCCCGAUUACUACAAGAUCCUCAACAUCUCUAAAGAUGCCACCCAGCAGCAGAUUCGUACUGCGUACAAAAGGGAAUCACUGAAAACCCACCCCGAUCGAGUCCCCGCAGACUCACCCGAACGAUCCUCUCGAACCCGCAAAUUCCAAGAGAUAAACGAUGCCUACUAUACCCUAUCCGAUCCCCAACGUCGACGCGAGUACGAUACGACCCGAGCCUACGAGGAAGCAGAGUCAGAAGUCGACGAAGAAGUCCCCGGUGGAGCAGGUAGUUUCCCAUGGUCAGGCUUCUUUGGCUCCGGGUCCGGAUCUGGAUCUCGUGAAGAGCGCGACUCAGAUCAGUUCGGCUCUGUCUUCGAAGAAAUGCUACGUGAGGAAGGACUAGCAGAAGAAGACGGUGGACGGACCCGUCCUACUUCUCGCUUCUGGGGCGUUUUAGGAGGUGUUAGUGGUGGUGCGCUUGGAUUCAUUGUUGGAAAUGUUCCUGGAGCUUUGGCGGGUGCGGUUGCUGGGAAUCGUCUGGGCGCGGUGAGAGAUGCGAAGGGCAAAAGUGUUUAUGAGGUUUUCUUGGACCUUCCAACGCCGGACCGGACGAGACUCUUAAGUGAACUUGCUGCGAAGGUAUUUCAGACUACUAUGGGACGCUAG